UUUCAGAGGGCGAUCCCUGAAUCACCAACCCCCCACCUCCCCUACACCCUCCAUCCGGAGAAGGGACCAGGGGGCGGAGCAGGCGGGUGACCAGCCGUGACGCGAGCCCGGCCCGCUCAUAUAGAGGCUUCAGAGGGCUCAAGGAGUGUGCUCCGCCGCCGCAACCGCCACCCGCUCUGCAGUCUCGACUCCCAGCACCACAACCUCCGCGCCCACCAGCAGCGCCACCGACAUGCGGGAGAUCGUGCACCUGCAGGCCGGCCAGUGCGGCAACCAGAUCGGGGCCAAGUUUUGGGAGGUGAUCAGUGACGAACAUGGCAUCGACCCCACUGGCACAUACCAUGGGGACAGUGACCUGCAGCUGGAGAGGAUCAAUGUGUACUACAAUGAGGCCACAGGAGGGAAUUAUGUCCCCAGAGCUGUGCUGGUGGACCUGGAGCCUGGCACCAUGGACUCUGUCCGCUCUGGUCCCUUUGGCCAGAUCUUUCGGCCUGACAACUUUGUGUUUGGCCAAUCCGGAGCCGGCAACAACUGGGCCAAGGGGCACUACACCGAGGGCGCGGAGCUGGUGGACGCGGUGCUGGACGUGGUGCGGAAGGAGGCGGAGAGCUGCGACUGCCUGCAGGGCUUCCAGCUGACGCACUCGCUGGGCGGCGGCACGGGCUCAGGCAUGGGCACGCUGCUCAUCAGCAAGAUCCGCGAGGAGUUCCCCGACCGCAUCAUGAACACCUUCAGCGUGGUGCCCUCGCCCAAGGUGUCGGACACGGUGGUGGAGCCCUACAACGCCACUCUGUCGGUGCACCAGCUGGUGGAGAACACGGAUGAGACCUACUGCAUCGACAACGAGGCGCUCUACGACAUCUGCUUCCGCACGCUCAAGCUGACCACGCCCACCUAUGGGGACCUCAACCACCUGGUGUCGGCCACCAUGAGCGGGGUCACCACCUGCCUGCGCUUCCCGGGCCAGCUCAACGCCGACCUGCGCAAGCUGGCGGUGAACAUGGUGCCCUUCCCGCGCCUGCACUUCUUCAUGCCGGGCUUCGCGCCGCUGACCAGCCGGGGCAGCCAGCAGUACCGCGCGCUCACCGUGCCCGAGCUCACCCAGCAGAUGUUCGACGCCAAGAACAUGAUGGCCGCCUGCGACCCGCGCCACGGCCGCUACCUGACGGUGGCCGCGGUGUUCCGGGGCCGCAUGUCCAUGAAGGAGGUGGACGAGCAGAUGCUGAGCGUGCAGAGCAAGAACAGCAGCUACUUCGUGGAGUGGAUCCCCAACAACGUGAAGACAGCCGUGUGCGACAUCCCGCCCCGCGGCCUCAAGAUGGCGGCCACCUUCAUCGGCAACAGCACGGCCAUCCAGGAGCUGUUCAAGCGCAUCUCGGAGCAGUUCACCGCCAUGUUCCGGCGCAAGGCCUUCCUGCACUGGUACACCGGCGAGGGCAUGGACGAGAUGGAGUUCACCGAGGCCGAGAGCAACAUGAACGACCUGGUGUCCGAGUACCAGCAGUACCAGGACGCGACCGCCGAGGAGGGCGAGUUCGAGGAGGAGGCAGAGGAAGAGGUGGCCUAGCGCCACGUCUUUGCUGCCUCUCCACCGGCCCUAGGCACCUGCCCUCCCUGAAACCCCAUUUCCUCCCCUCAGCCCAACUCAGCUCUGACCCUGCCAUUUCUUGAAUGUCACUUUGCCCUGGCCCUGACAAUGCUUUUAGAGCCCACUUCACCUCUGACCUUGCUUCGUCUUUGACUCUGAGCCCCAUUUUAUCUUUGAACUCCCACGAGCUCUUCUAAUUGUAACGCCUCCAGGAUCCCUGCUUCAUUCCUGACCCCGUAAGCCCUGCUCUGACUUCUUCACCUUUAAACCACCCCCCCACCAUGAACCCCAUUUCCCUUCUAACCUAUAAGCCUUGGUUUAAUUUUGCCCCCUCCUUCUGAGUCUCACUUCACCCCUGACCUUGACCCUCUGGGCCUUGCUCCCCUCCCUUCCCAUAACCCCCACAGCCUCCCUGACCUCACCCCUCUCAGCUCCUGCCCCCUUUCCCUUACCCAGGGUGGUGAGAUGCUUCUUCUGGGAUAGAAACGAGGCCUGGUGCCCAUGAGGAAGAGAGCCCCUCCCCAUCCUCCUCUUCCCUGCCUUAUAAUAAAGUAAUUCUUGUCCUAGA
Messenger RNA from Nycticebus coucang (slow loris), 2156 nucleotides. It is a transcript of the gene TUBB4A, whose product is annotated as tubulin beta 4A class IVa. Gene Ontology annotation, cellular component: cytoplasm; microtubule. The record is from RefSeq and is a predicted model, not a curated record. NCBI's taxonomy places the organism in Eukaryota, Metazoa, Chordata, Mammalia, Primates, Lorisidae. Bases 233 to 1567 code for a protein of 444 amino acids. Gene Ontology annotation, molecular function: structural constituent of cytoskeleton; GTP binding; GTPase activity. The transcript is spliced from 4 exons. Gene Ontology annotation, biological process: microtubule cytoskeleton organization; mitotic cell cycle.